AGAUGUCGUAGUGCCAAAAAUGGCGGACAAUCUAGAAGAGGAUUUUCGAUCAUCGAUUAAAUUCUACUGACACGUUUGUUCAAGAACAUCAUAAUCCUUACGAUGAUACCUAGUUUUAGAAAGGAUUUUACUAAUUAUAUGUUCUCUUUCUACUAAAGGUAAAAAGUUAUAAACUUGUUUUUUUUUAUGAUUUUUUCAAAUGAAUAAUACAGGCGAUAGAUAAUACAUCGAUAGUACAUAGUAAAAUAAUAAACAAUUGUCAAACUAACCACAAUAGUUAUCAUGAAUCACUAAAGUUUCGCUCUUUAAAACUGAAAUAGUUUUUGCUUUUAAUACAUGUAUUAAAUUAUUUAUUAGUUGUGAAAAUGUUUUAACACAACUAGUUUACCGUUUCUAUAUUAUUUGGCUUUAUCAGCUGGUGGUUAUGAAAUUGAAUCAAUACGCAAACGCUUCCCAUAUUUGGACAUGCUUAAAAACAUUAUGAAUUACUUUAUAUAGCAAAUGCAUUUUGUAAUCGUGUUAUUAUAAAAAUAUUCAUCGGUCAUUUUUCUCACUAAGCGAGCACGAUGGAAGAAAUGACAGUUGCAGAAGUAAUGAAACUAUGGCAAGAGAACGACCAAAAACAACCGGAAAUGACCUCUGCUCGCCAUAACUUUAUACCCUAUACUGUGGGAACCCGAAUUUUUCAAUAUAACUCUGCUCAACCGACUUCUAAUGUUCAAGUUCUCUUCGAUCAAUUCUGCGCAGCAAAUACUUUCCAACAAAUUAUUAAAACAUUUCAACAAGUUUGUGACGAGGUGAAUUUGACACCUGGAGGUGGGAUAGCGUUUUAUAAGAAUCUAAGAAAUAGAGUUACAUCUUGGAGAGCAAAGGCACUAUGGACAAAAUUGGAUAAAAGAGCCUCUCAUCCCGACUAUAAGAAAGGACAAGCUGCUGCUAACACAACAGUUUUAAUAGUCGGUGGUGGACCUUGUGGAUUACGAACUGCAAUAGAAACCUUACUAUUGGGAGCUAAAGUUGUUGUACUAGAAAAAAGGGAUCGUUUUUCAAGAAAUAACGUUCUUCAUCUAUGGCCAUUUGUUAUUAACGAUUUAAAAGCUCUGGGCGCCAAGAAAUUUUUUGGCAAAUUCUGUGCAGGUUCUAUAGAUCACAUCAGUAUUCGGACACUGCAAUGCGUACUUCUAAAAGUUGCACUUAUUUUCGGUGUCGAAAUACAUCCGUCCGUCACCUUCAAUGAUCUUGUGGAACCUGUCAAUUCGAAAGAAGGAUGGCGUGCAGAUGUAACUCCUUCAAAUCACCACGUCACAAAAUUGCACUUUGAUGUUCUGGUUGGAGCUGAUGGAAGUCGUAAUACUGUCAAGGGGUUUGAGAAGAAGGAAUUUCGAGGUAAACUGGCCGUCGCAAUAACUGCCAAUUUUAUAAAUAGGAAUACGAGUAGUGAAGCUCAAGCGCCAGAAAUUGGUGGUGUUGCCUUCAUCUUCAAUCAAAAGUUCUUUCGUGAUUUGUAUGCAAGAAGCGGUAUUGAUUUGGAAAAUAUCGUUUACUACAAGGAUGAAACUCAUUAUUUUGUCAUGACUGCAAAAAAACACAGUCUUCUAGCAAAAGGCGUUUUAAUUCAUGACUAUGACGAUCCGGGUAAAUUAUUAUAUAAAGAAAAUGUAUGCGAGGAAGCGCUAGUUGAUUACGCUAGAGAAGCGGCGACUGUUUCAACUGAAGGUCAGCUCGAACCAUUAGAAUUUGCUCAUAACCGAUACGGAAGAGCUGAUGUUUCCAUUUUUGACUUUACUUCCAUGUAUCAAGCAGUGCAUGCCAGUAAAGUUCGCGAAAGACAAGGUCACAAAAUACUAAUGUGUUUGGUUGGUGAUAGUUUACUAGAACCCUUCUGGCCAACCGGAAGCGGGUGCCCCAGAGGAUUUUUAGGUGCAAUGGAUACCGCUUGGAUGAUUAAAAAUUGGGCAUCGCAGAAAAUGACACCUUUAGAAGUAAUAGCCGAAAGGGAAAGUGUCUAUCAGUUACUCAGUCAAACAACUGCCGAAAAUUUAUUCAAAACAUACAACAAUUACUCAAUAGAUCCCAGUACAAGAUAUCCAAAUCUAGAUUUAAAUUUCUUCAAACCAAAUCAAAUUCAGCAGUACUACGAUGGUACGGAUAAAAAAUACCUCAACCAAAUCGUCAAAAUGGCUGAAGAAAAGAGUAAAUUAUAUGAAAUGGAGCAGAAAUACAAAUAUUUGCUGAUAUGGUUACAAAGGAAUGUCAAUGGCUAUAGAAGCGAUAUUUUGGUUAAAGAUCUUUUAAAUAGUUGGAAAGACGGAUUGGCUUUAAGCGCUUUUGUUCAUAAAUAUAAGCCGGAAUUAAUUAAAUUUGAAGAAUUAGGAAGAGAGAGUGUAGAACGUAACUGGGAAAUAUCAACUAAAAUUAUUGAAAAGGAAUUUGGUGUACUCUGGCCAUAUGAUGAUUGCUAUAUGCCCUCCUUGGAUGGUCAAUUCCCAAAAUAUCUAUUAGAUAUAUUUGAUGCUGUAAUGAAACAGGGCCUUCAACCAGCUAAAAUACGAAGAGCUAGCAUUGAUGGUGAGAAGAAACAUCCGUUGUCCUUUAAAAAGUUCCAAAAAAAGCGUAAUCGACGUUGUUUGUCGUUUACAAUGUGGGCAUCAUCCUUACGUUAUCGCGGAUAUUACAUUAAUAAUUCGGACUCUGAAGAGGAACCUCCCAUUCAUAAAAAGCGCCCUGCUAUCGAUAAGAAACGAACAGAAGAUUUAAAACGAUUGAGAGAUGGAGUGCCACCUGUGGGCACUAGGGGUCAAAACAAAGUUAGCGCAUUGGCUACUAAUCUUAUGCAUCAGUGGGGUUACGGUUCUGUCGACGUCGUUGAUGAAAUAACUAGCUCGGGUAAAAACGAAUUCACAGUAUCUGUUACCUCACCUGAUAUUUGUUACUUUUGCAACGAACCUGUUUACUUGGUCGAAAAAAUGAGAGCUGAAGAUGUUUACUUUCAUCGAUCGUGUUUCAAAUGCUACUAUUGCGGUUCUAGUCUUCGGGUAGGACAAUACAACUACAAGACAGUCAAUGAAAAGUUGAGGUUUUAUUGUCCCCAACACAUGAAUCUGGAGAGGGAGAUUAAACGAAAGCGUUCAAUGUCGGAAAUAGCAUCCCCUCAGAGGAGCUCAAAUUCUGAUCUUGCGGAAAGAGUUGAAUAUGAUUUGGAAUCAGAAUGUGAAGAAAGUGAAUGGGACCAGGUUUCUCAUAAUCUCUCACUUGUUCCCGAUGCCGAUGUCGACUUGGAAGAUUUUGAAUCAGAUGACGAUGACGAUGAUGACGGAGUAAUUGAAUAUGAUUCUGAUAUUGAAAAAUUUUUAAGUUCCAUUGAAGAUGAUCAAAUACUGUCGGUGGAUCCAUUGAGAAGUGGAGAUAUUGAAUUUUUAGUUGACAUUAAAUGUAGAAGGAAGAAUAAAAAAGCCAAAGAAAUUAUUUCGGAGUCAGAUUCAUCUGGAACAGAAAAAGUGGAAACAGAUUCAGAUGAAGAUAAAACCUCCGGAACUCCGUCACCAAAUGUCGAAACGACAGACACGACUCCUAUAAAAAGAGAAUCUCUUGUUUCCUCAACAUUUAAAAGUAGCAGAAUGGCUUUCUUUAAUACAGCUCCUGUCCCUGUUCAAAUUGAUCAUGGUUCUCUGGCAAGUCGUUUAAAUUUACCUAAGCUUUCUAUAGAAAUUGAAAGAGAGAGACAAAAAAGAUUGGAAGAGGAACGUCUAAGAAGGGAGGAAGAAGCAAGACUGAGGAAGGAGGAGGAGGAAAGAUUGAGGAAGGAGGAGGAAGAAAGAUUGAGGAUGGAGGAGGAAGAAAGAUUGAGGAGGGAAGAAGAAGAAAGAUUGAGACACGAAGAAGAAAACAGACUUAAAAGGGCGAAAGAAGAACAGUUAAGGAUAGAAUCGGAAGAACGGUUGAAAAGAGAAGAAGCAGAUAGAUUGACGAGAGAAGAAGAAGAACGAUCAAUUAGAGAAAAAGAAGAAGAACUUUUUAGAAUUGAAAGAGAACAAUUAGAGCAAUUGAAAGAGGACGAACAGUUAAUAAUGGAGGAAGAGGAACAAAUGAGAAUUGAGGAGGAAAAAGAGAUAAAGGAAAGUAGAGAAUUGCUUCUUCAAGAAAAUACGGAUGAAGAGUAUCAGGGAAAUAAUACUUUAGACGAUACCUUGAAAGUAGUUGAGAAAAAUGCAGUAUCUACAUCUGAAGUAGAAAAAUUAAGAAAAAUAGAAAGGUUGAUAGAUAGUACAUAUCAAAAUGGAUCAGAAUCCUCCUCAACUGAUUCAAGAACACCACCCGACAAGACAAGUGAAGCAGAUAUGAUUAAGCUAUUAAUUAAUUCUCAGUCCACUAAAUUGCCUAAUCUAUCAUCAAAUUCGUGCGAGGACUCUGAAGAUAAGAUUUCCUCAACCAGUGGAAGCCUAAAUGACUCAGAAGAAAUGCAUUCCAGUGCCAUAACAAUUAAGGGCGUUACUUUGGACAGUACAUCCGAUAAUAUGGCAGAAAAUGAAACAACAAUCAGAAAUUCAAUCUCCUCAAAUGAUGAGUUUGAAAAUACAUUGGAUGAUGCUUCUGAUAUAUCACGAUCUCGAGAAACGGUCUCAACAACAUCUCCUCUACCUUCUUCAGGUGACGAAUCUGCUAUUAGUUCAGUUGAUAGAAAAAAGUGUCAUUUGGCUAAUUUCUCGGAGUUCAGUAGUCUUAGUUCUCUUGAUUCUGGUACUCCUGCAAGAACACCUUCAACUCCAGGGAAACGUAUGUUUGUUGAGAUUCCAAACUCAUCGAAACCAUCUCCUUGGCAUAGUAAAGCCAUAAAGAAUCAACUAGAAAAUGAUAUAAAGAAAGCAAAUUCAAGAUCUCGAAGUGUUGAUUAUUCAGCUAUAAUGAAAAAAUCUGAAAAAAUUCUCCCAAAAAGCCUGUCUAUUCAAGAAAUAACAUCAAAAGAUGAAGAUUCCGCAGAAAUUCCCCUAUUCAGUCCAAUCGUGAAAAAAAUGACCCCAUCCUACAUAAAAGACGAAGACGGAGAUAGAAAUAACAAUGGAAAUGACCUUGUUGCAGUUCUUGUAGAUGAAGGCACAUCCUCAGAGAGAACGAUUCUCAUAGAUGACUCUAAGGUUACUAAAACUAGGGGCAGAACCCCAAGACGUCACACAACAGAACCAAAGUUUUUAAGCAGCGAUAGUUGUAAGAAACAAUUAAUGGAAUUUGACAAAAAACAAGCGAAAGAAUUUGAAAAUCCUGUUGAAAAAGUUGAACCUGUGGUUGUCGAGAUAACAGAACUACGGUUCAUAAAGCAAAACGAAGCAACUAAGUUUAUACCAUCCAAGAAAGUUGAGAGAGCCGAGUUCGUGCCUCAAAAACGUGAAGCACAAAGGCGGCCUAUUACCAUCGAAAAUGUUAGGGUUUUAUUAGACAAUACUAGACCGAAAAAUAUCUUUCGAGAGGCGACAAUUAAGGAUGAUAAAAAGUCAAACCGUGAGCUUUUACAUAGGACAAAGAGUGAUCAAAGUCCAAAAUUACUACUUAGGAGUCAAAGUGAAUCAUCGUCUGGAUCUGACAGAAUUAAGCUUCAAGCUGCUGAGCUAGAAAAAAAAUUCAGCUACAAAUCUCAAAUGAAGAGCUUUGGCGAAGACUAUCCCAUUAAAAAGCCAGUGAAGAAAAGCUCCAGAAUAGAGAAUUUACAAAAGCAAAUUACUCAAUUAGAGCUUUCCAGUGGAGUAAAAGCAUAUAGUAAAGCCACUGAAAGAGAUGUUGUGCUUAGGGGGCGCCUACUCAAUGAUGAUAAAAGAGAUAGUCCUUCAAGAGGAUCAGAAAGCCAGUCUGAAGAUAGUGGCACUAAAGAGUUCUUUAGCGAAGAAAUCCUUCGGACUGAUAGCUCCGCAUCUAAAGCAAGCUCUGCCUCUCUGAAAAGCGAUGAAAAUGAUAAUAAGAUUAAUAAUGCUGAAAAUGCAGAAAAAACAUCCGAAAACGUUCACCACCAUCAUCCCCCUGUCGACGAAAAACGAUCUGAAAAACUUAUUAGGCAUUUAGAUGCUAAAAGGAGAUUUGUCUCACAAGAUCCGGAGCCAAUACGAAUUGAUCCAAAUGCGGUAUUCGGAUUUAGGAGUAGAAGUGAAGAUCACGAAAAACAUGAAAUUACCAUCGAAGUAAAUGGGAAUGAAAAGGACGUGCCUAUAAAUCCGGACAAGAAAAAUUUUCCAUGGACAGCAAAGAACAAAAGCUUGGAUACCUCUCUUAGUAGUGCUUCAAGCUAUGGUUCAGACCAGCCAAUUGAUACAAGCGAUCCAGAGAAACCUCCACCAAAACCUCCUCGCCGACCCAACUCAGCUGAUGAAAAGCAGAAGCGGCGAUCACUACUUGGUUUAUUUAAAAAGAACUCAGACGAAAGUUCUAGGACAAAACAAGAACGAACAAUAUCACCUGAACGAAGUAAAUUAUCAAAACUCAAGCGACGCUCUAAAAAUGAACAAAAGAAACUCACAGAAGAAAUUCUGAAUUCGAUUCCAGCAUCUUCUUCCAUUUCCCCCCCCAUGAUUGACAGAAAAAUAUUGGAACGAUUAACAAAGAAAUCUAAUUUGACAAACGUACCGACUGCUUCCGAGGAGUGCUUAGAGUGCGGAUCUGAAGAAGAGGAAGAAGAAAAGCAAAUGACAGCUGCUGAAAAAGAAGAAAAAGUUCGAAAAAUGGAGCAGCAUUUGGGUAAACAGCAGAAGAAAUUAGAACAAAGACAACUGAGAGAAGCUCAGCAUUUGCAGAGAAAUUUACAAGAAGUAGAGGAAAUGCAGAGAAAUGUGGAAAAAAGAGGGGUUGAAGUAGAAAGUAAACUUAGAAGCAAGGAUUGCGACGUUAACGAAAGCGAGAAGCUCCUACAGGACUGGUUUAGUAUUGUUUACGAACGUAAUCAGCUUGUAAGGCUCGAAAAUGAAUUAGUUUUGAGAGCAAAAGAAUUGGAAUUGGAAGAUAGGCAGAGGAGGGUUGAAGGUCAAUUAAGAAAAGUAAUGCUUAGAACAGAGGAUAAAUCAUCAAAAGAAUAUUGUACAACUGAGAAGGAGUUAACAGAGCAAUUAGUCAAUUAUGUUCAAGAACGGUCUUUAUUGGUAGAACAUCUAGAAGAGGAACGCCAGCGAUACGAAACAGAAGAAGAAAAUUUAAAAAGUGUAAUGAGAUCAAAAGGCUAUAAACUCAUUCAAAAUCCAAUAAGACUGUCUUCUUCAUUUUAUCGCAAUCCUCUAACCUAA
Messenger RNA from Dimorphilus gyrociliatus, 7256 nucleotides. The record is from the annotation of a GenBank genome assembly. NCBI's taxonomy places the organism in Eukaryota, Metazoa, Annelida, Polychaeta, Dinophilidae.